Fimicolochytrium jonesii is the source of this 1311-nucleotide messenger RNA. RefSeq names its product mitochondrial matrix Mmp37-domain-containing protein. Gene Ontology annotation, molecular function: phosphatidate cytidylyltransferase activity. Gene Ontology annotation, cellular component: mitochondrion. Bases 1 to 1311 code for a protein of 436 amino acids. The record is from RefSeq and is a predicted model, not a curated record. The transcript has 7 exons. NCBI's taxonomy places the organism in Eukaryota, Fungi, Chytridiomycota, Chytridiomycetes, Spizellomycetales, Powellomycetaceae. Gene Ontology annotation, biological process: CDP-diacylglycerol biosynthetic process; cardiolipin biosynthetic process.
AUGCAGUCUAUUACGUCUCCCAAGCUGGCGCUGUAUGGUUGCAGGUCGUCCUUGCGAUGGGCGGCAUUUCGGGAACUUAGCACUCUCAAACUGGCGUCGGCAUGUCAGGCAGCACAAUUACCGUCUUACGCCCAGCGUCGAACAAGCAUAUCACCACUCCGCAACCAUUUUGGGCGGACCUCGCCAUUAUCAUCCAUACCUUCCCACACAUCACCAACGGUGGUCCUGCAACAGGACAACAAAGCAGCGCUGGUGGACGAUAAACUCGCCGAGGUGCUGGCAGAUUUCCACGCUCCCGUUCGGUAUGCGGUUGCGUACGGGUCGGGGGUGUUUCAGCAGAAGGGGUAUAAGCGGACGGAUGUGGGGGCAAAGGUGCCACAACACAAUUCAGAUGCUAAUCCCCAUCCUGACACCUCUCCACGUUCGCAGGACGCCCCAAUGGUAGAUUUCCUUUUCGGAGUAACACAUCCUGAGCAUUGGCACUCCCUCAACAUCCGGCAAAACCGGCAUCACUACUCCUCAUUAGCAUUCUGCGGUAGCCGGGUCGUGGCACAGGUGCAGGACAAGAUCGGCGCAGGACUGUACUUCAACACGGAUGUUGAGGUUGCUGGUGUGAGGAUAAAAUACGGAGUGGUAUCCAUCGACCGCCUCAUCAAAGACCUCCUAGACUGGGAAACGCUCUAUCUCGCCGGUCGGCUGCACAAACCGGUCAAGGUGCUCCGCGACGACGCACGCGUCAGCCUUGCUAAUCGGCGCAACCUCCGUGCUGCGGUCCGUGCCGCAUUGCUCACAUUGCCGCAGGAACUGACGGAGGAGGAUCUGUUUCUUACUAUUGCUGGAUUGUCGUUCCGAGGCGACUUCCGCAUGCGCAUGGGCGGCGAGAACCCACAUAAAGUGUACAACAUCGUCUACAGCCAGAUGGAUGAGUUCCGCGCAAUUUACAAGCCCAUCGUCGAGGACCUACCCAACGUCAAUUACACCUCCGACAACACCAUUUUGCAAGACCCAGACCUCCGCCUACGCGCGACGGCCAUCCAGAAACUGCCCAAAACACUACACGACAAGAUCUACACCUACUACAAAGCGGACCACCCGCAAGACGGGACUACACUAGAAGAGCCGAAAUUCUCGCAGACCGUCGCGAAGAGCGACAAGGUUGCGGCGUAUGUCGAGAAGAGUCUGGCAGAUAUAGUCCGCCACCCUGCAAUUACCCAAUCACUCAAAGGCUUCCUUACCGCCGGCCUGAGGCGCGCGGUCAUAUAUGCAUGGGCGAAGUUGAAGAAGGGCAUGAAGGGAAAGCGAAAGGCAUAG